UUCAAUGCAUCGUUCGCUCAUGUUUCUUUGUGAAACACGCUGUUUCGUUAGCGCGUCCAAAAUGCGCAGCUCUAAUAUUUACGCAAGCGUCUUGCCGAGUUCCAGAAUAAAUCUGGGUGUAGUUUUUGAGUACACUGCGUGACAUCUAUAGAUGCUGGAGGCGCGCCACGUAUUAUGCUAGCAGCAACGCCACCAUUCGCCUGCUUCGUUACAGGCCUUUUGAAAUGCCGCAUACAGAAGAAGAAGAGCCGUCGCGAGAUGCGAUGCACGUUUAUCAUACAGGCUGCUCUCAGGAGCGAUUAAGUCAGAGCGAGGUUUCUGUUCGAGGACCCGCCCAUUAUAGUGUUAUCACAUUCUGUUCACUGUUCGGUAUCGCUUCAGUCGUUCUUUCCCUCACAGUACUCACGAAACUCAUCGUCAAGGCACGAGAAGAUCGUCUUAUGGUGGCCACCGCCACUGGCGCAGCUACAUCAACUAGCACUCCGACCUCCGACCCUCUGGACGUGAACAUCCGUCUCUUCUUCAGCCGCCAACCGAAGAGGACCAAUGGAGAUGAGCACGCAACGCACCAUCCGCACUACAAAUAUUCCGCUACUGAGCACGCUCUUCCGAACACGGUCACAAGGCAAGAGCUCUCCCAGAGGACGACGGCACCCAUACCCGUUGCACUGUCUAUCCCGCCAGCAAUCAGACGCAGUACCGCCUCUACCACCAGUCCAGCUACCAUACCCACUACUGCAUUUCCAUUCCUCCUGCCGGAUCUCACCAGGACCACGACCACUGCCCCCACCGUCCCCACAUUCCACGCUCCACCGACGGAGACCGGGAGGAUCACGACGCUGCUCCCCGUGUGGUCGCCGGAACCAGACGACGAAGACGUCGUUGUGAUGUCCAUCCGUCGGAGGCGGCGGACGACGAAAAGUCGUGCUCGAGCUGCCGUCAAUAUCAAGGGCACGACAGCUACAACUACCCGAAAAACUGCGAGUCCUUCAACCACUACUACAGAGACCCGUUCUUCCAGCGCCCGGAGUACGACCACAGUACGCGCCAUUCCAAUCCCUAUAGCGCUGUAUAUAGCCACCACGCCCACGACACCGCGCCCUAUCCCGAUCCCAAUAGCUUUGUUCGUACUCACAACCACCUCAACUCCGCGCCCUUUGCCGAUACCAAUAGCUUUGUUUAAAGUCACAACAACGACCACAACUCCGCGCCCUUUGCCGAUACCAAUAGCUAUGUUUAGAGUCACAACCACCACAACGACCACAACUCCACGCCCUUUGCCGAUACCGAUAGCUUUGUUUAGAGUCACAACCACCACAACGACCACAACUCCACGCCCUUUGCCGAUACCGAUAGCCUUGUUUAGAGUCACAACCACCACAACGACCACAACUCCACGCCCUUUGCCGGUACCAAUAGCUCUGUUCAAAGUCACAACCACCACAACGCCACGCACUAUUUCGAUACCUAUGGUUCUAUUCGUAGUGACAACUACCACAUCGCCGCGCCCAGUUCCGCGCCCCAUUCCACCCGCACCCACUACAUUUAUUACUUCGGCGUUGCCCACCACUCAUUCCCCACGUUUGGAACACACCAGUACUUCAACCAACCGUCCCAAUAUUUCUGCGCCCCUCUCUACGGCAAGCAUGUUUCCUUUUUGGCAGCCCAUGGAUUUGCCCAGAGUCACAACAAAUUCACCCGAACUCUCUACUUUUCGUACCACCCCAACGCUUCCCGAUAUUCUACUCGCUGAUAUAUUCUUUGCUACCAAGACUAUCACACCGCUUGCAGUUUCAAACUACUUCACCAUACAUAACAUUCGACGCUCCACACCCAUAUUUGUUGCCACUGACAGCGGAAUUCGUCAUUCCACUAUGUCAACUAACCUAACUACUACAAUGGCUCUCUCCAUAGCUUCUGAGACUGCCAGUAAUCCUGCCCGUUCGUCCACUCCCACCCUCCUUCCCCUGCCGUUCCCACUUUCCCUGUUCGUAGGUACUAAAUCCCGAACCACUUCUGUGCCUUCCACUACAACUGUGGCAGCGAGUACCGUACCUCGUUUGCCUUAUCCAAUAUCUGUGUUCCUAGCUACUAGACGUACCAUCACCCCUUCCACUGCCACAGAAUCAACCACUACGGUCCUUCCCCUUCCUCUUCCAAUCUCGCUCUUAUUGGCCACCAGGACAGCUCCCACCGUCUCAUCAACUCUGAUAUCUACACAACCCACGACGUUUCCUCCUGGAACUGCCGUUACCACUGCUACCACCCCUUUCAUCACAUCUGCAGCUCCUGCUCUUCCAAUAUACAUAUUCAAGGUGUCGAAACCUUCAAAUAACCCAACACUUCCCGCGCCCCCAACAGCACUCUAUAUUCCUUUCCACGACUGGAUAUUUGUAGCCAACACCAGAUCUCCCGCUACAUCUGCGGCAACCACGGCCGUCGAUCAACCUUCAACCAGUUCUACCGAAGAAGUAACAAACUUUCCGGCCUUUUUCCCGUGGAUACCAGAUGCCGACCACGACGCUGUCGUGCUCACUGUUCAUCGCAAGAGAUCCACCGAUACGACGGUUCCCAGAACAGCCACCACGAGGAUCAGAGCUGCACCUCUUAAGAGGAGGAGGAAGAGUAGGACUACUAGAAGUACUACUGAAACACCUACUGAAGAUGACUAUACCACAGUUAUAGGUGGAGUGAAGCCCAGUUGGCCUGAAGGAAUCUGGGACUAGGUUCUUAUAGUUCCCACAGAAUAUAGAAUUGCUACUCCAA
Molecule: messenger RNA, 2766 nt
Organism: Ornithodoros turicata
Lineage: Eukaryota; Metazoa; Arthropoda; Arachnida; Ixodida; Argasidae
Product: mucin-2-like
Exons: 4
Coding region: 225-2726 (833 amino acids)
Source: RefSeq, a predicted model, not a curated record